Molecule: messenger RNA, 4533 nt
Organism: Acaromyces ingoldii
Lineage: Eukaryota; Fungi; Basidiomycota; Exobasidiomycetes; Exobasidiales; Cryptobasidiaceae
Exons: 2
Coding region: 128-4099 (1323 amino acids)
Molecular function (GO): lipid binding
Source: RefSeq, a predicted model, not a curated record
AGGGAUCCCACUUUUUCUUUUUUUUUUUGGUUGCACCAAGAGGGAGGGGGAAGGUGCCCGGACCGUCACAACUCCAUCUUUCUAUACGUGCUCUUGCAGGAGUCUGCGCACCACGGCGACGAACGCGAUGAGGAGCAGUGAAGAGGCGUCGCCGCCCUCGUCGCCGACGACGCAGGGCGUGCACCACCGGAAGCGGGACAUGUACUCGCAGAACCGGCCGGUGCCCUCGAUCCAGCGCUUCUUCAAAAAGGGCCUCCUCGACGUCCUUUCGCGCAACGAGGACAGCGAGUCCGAGGACGACGAGGCGACCGAUGCCGAGACCGAGACGCAGGUCGAGAGCCCGCGCUCGUCCAAGGACACGGGCGACGCGGCCCCCGAUCAGGCAGCGACCACCGCGCAGCAGAAUGGUGGGCACCGGCGAAAGGACAGCAAGGCCGGCGGCGCCGAUCGCCGGUCGGGCCGGCGAUCGCACAAGCCGCAGACUGUCGACGAUCCGGUCACCAGACAAAAGGUGACGAUCAGCGAUGUUGGCCGAAAAGAGUACGAGCGGGCGAUGAGGCGUGCCGACGAGCUCGAUCAAGGGCGAGGAGGCGGCGAUGGAGGAGGUGGGCCCCGGGGUGGCGGUAAGCAGACGAGAAGCAAGCACUUUGAUGCCGAGAACAUCCUUAAUCUGCCGUUCCCUCCGGAGGAACCCCUGCCUGCGUCGCUGUUCGCAGUCCACCCAGUCCUCUUACCUGGCUGUGUCAUUUGGGCCCUUGUCACCGCCAUUGGGCCGUUGCCGAGAUGGGUGUCGGUGCUGCUAGCUGCUUGGAUGGCCUGGUUCUGUUGGGAGCGACUCAAGAGCGGCAUGGAAGACCGACGCUGGGAGCGAGAGCGGCUCCGGGGCGAAUCAAUCAGGCAAAGUGGCGGAGCAUCGCAGCACGACGGCAACAAAGCCAACCAUGCAGCGAGCAAGGAGCACCCAGGCACACACCAGCCGUUUCCAGGUAUCAAAGAGGGCGCCGAGUGGCUCAACACCCUCGUCGAUCGAGUCUGGGAGGUCAUGGAUCCGGCGCUGUUUUCGAGCAUGGGCUCCACCCUCGAAGAUGUCAUGCAGGCCUCGAUUCCAGGCUUCAUCCAUGCCGUCAAGGUCGAGGAUCUCGCCCAGGGGUCCACACCCCUUCGAUUGACUGGCUUUCGCGUGCUCCCAGACGACGAGGCGCAAGAUCUGCGAGCUGAGGCGCAAAAGGCACUUCGAAAACAGCGCCUCGAGGAGAAGAAGGUGCGCUUGCCCCACAAAAGGCAUGCAAAGGCCAAUGAAGAUGAUGACGACGAUGGUGAUGAUGAUGGUGGUGAUGAUGAGCAAAAGGGGAAGGAAGGAGAUCAGAAAAGUGCAGACAAAGGUGGAGACGUAAGGAAGGUGGGGAAGCCUAAGCGACGAGUGGAAGAGGAUGCAGGUGGCUCCUACAUCAACCUGGAGCUCGGCUUUCUCUACCGCGCACGACCGACAGCAAACACAGUGGCGAGCAAGAGCAGAAACGCACACUUGCUCAUCAAGUUCUGGGUCGGCGCUAGAAAACUCUAUACGAUUCCCCUGCCCGUCUGGGUCGAGAUCAAGGGCCUCGUCGGCACUGUCCGAGCCCGGCUCCAGCUCACGCCCGACCCGCCGUUUGUCAAGAUGCUCACCUUCAGCUUCAUGGGUCUGCCCCGAGUCGGCAUUGAGGUCGUCCCCCUCGGCAUCAACCUUACCCACGUCCCCUUUCUCUCUGGCUUUGUUCAGAGCUCCAUCGACGCAGCCUGUGGCGAGUACUGUGCCCCUUCGUCGAUGACGACGGACCUCGGCGAGAUUCUGAUGGGCGACUCGAUCAAGCGAGAGGUCAAUGCGAUGGGUGUGCUCGUCAUCUACGUCCACCGGGCCUUUGACCUCGAGAAACAGGACGUGAGGGGCAGCAGUGACCCGUACUGCACGCUGUCGCUGGCAAAGUACGGCAAGGUGCAGUACGCGACCAGGGUCGCGCUCGACGACCUGUCGCCGCGGUGGGAGGAGCGCUGUGUGAUGCUCAUCAAUCCUGAGGCGGUGCGGGCGAGGGAAAAGGUUUCGAUUGCCCUGUGGGACUCCGACCGUUUCUCAGCCGAUGACAUGCUGGGUCGCGCCGAGGUGGAUCUGGAGGACCUUGUCAAGAGACCGGGCCGGCUCUUUAAGCGAACGGAUACGUUGUUUGGCUUGACACAGGAGAUGAAGAAGCAGGGAACGAUUCAGUGGUCACUCGGCUUCUUUGCAAAAACGCCAAAUAUCCGAAAGGAGCUUCGUGAAAUGCUAGAGCGGGAUCGGCAGAAAGACGAAGAGGAGCACGGGGACGGAAGGCCCGAAGGGCACGCCGACGAUGAAAGGGACGAUGAGGAGGAGGAGCAUGGCAACGGCAAUGAGGGCAACAAGCCGAUGCAGUCGCGCAACCAGCAACAAGCCGUCGCAUUUGAGCCGCCCAGUCCGCUGCUUCCCAGUGGCAUUCUCUCGCUACAGGUGCAUCAGAUUGCGCAGCUCGAAGUGACCGACACAAAGACAAGGUCUUCGAAGCGGAAAGAGGGCGAGCCUGGUCAGCUGUUGGACAAUGUGCAGGAUGAAGAGGACACAGCAGCAUCGCCUAGCUCCUACGUGACCAUCAUUCUCAACGACGAGACUGUUUUCCGCUCGCGCACAAAGACGCUGAGCAGCAAUCCCUUUUUCAACGCCGGGACCGAACGCUUCGUCCGCGAUUGGCGCCGGAGUUUGGUCAUGUUUGUCGUCAAGGACAGACGCUUACGGGAGGAAGAUGCCAUCUUGGGCGUUGUGCCAAUCAAGCUCUCGGACCUUUUCAAGACGUCGUCGCAAGUCACGCAAUUCUUCCCGCUCGCUGGUGGCCUGGGACAUGGUCGUAUUCGAGUGUCUGUGCUCUUCAGACCGGUCCAGGAUCUCAGCAGGCACAGGACCAAGCUUGGGUGGGACGUCGGAACAAUGCGUAUCCUGUCAAGCCCCAUUGCAACAGACUUUGUCGACGCCGAUGCCGCCUCCGCGCUUCACCUUGCUAGCCUCCGCGCCGGUACGCUGGCCGGAUCAGCACGCAUCGCAGGUAGGAGGGCAAGGCAUGCCAACAACGAGGACCAGUCCACGCGAGAGUUGGCUGGCGAGGACGAUGAGGAGGACGACGAGGGCGUCGAAGAAGAGGCAAGGGAAGAAAGAGGCAGCAGCGCGACAGGUGGCGCCGGCUCAAGGCCCAUCAAAUGGCGGAUUCGCGAGGAGGAGUUUCCCGUCAAGAUUCCCGCUCGGAGACGAUACACGACCUCAUUUGUCAUCGACUUCCGAUCUGCCCGGGACCGCACAUUGGGCCGGUCAAAGGUUGUGGCCAUGUGCAUUCUGUGGUUGCAAGACUUUGCGGAUGACGACAUCGUUGACGAGGUCCUGCCGAUCUGGCGACCGGUACCUGGCGGCGACCUGCAUCGACUUCGACAGAAUUAUCACCAUUACAAGGAUGAGGCAGAGGCAGAACAAUACGGUGUCGAGCGGAUGGGCUACCUACGCGUCCGGCUGCAAUUCAAGUCUGGCGUGGGCAAGAUUCACACCAAGUUCGACUCCAACGUCGACGCCAAGGACGUCAUGGAGGCUUGGCGCUGCUGUGUAGCCGUUGGACUGCGCAGCGUGACGGGCGACUUUGUCAACCAAAAGCAGGACGAGAGUGGACAACCGAUCGACGAGAGGGAGAACCGAGCGUCGGACGAGAUUGGCACAGAGGACGGCGGUAGCGAUAAUGACGCGGAUGGCGACUCACCUGCGUCGCCCACGGGUCGAGGCCACCGGAGGACCCCGUCGGGACAGUCGCGGAGGAGCAAAGAGUCCGCGGACAUAGACAAUGGAGAGGAAGAAAACGGAGACAGCCAUGACGACGAGCUUACGAUGCUCGACAAAUUGAGAAAAUGGACAGACGAGCGCAAGGAGCUCCACCGUCAGCACAAGGGUCUUAAGCAGUACAAGGUCGUCAGGACGGCCAGCUGGAUUGGCAGGGGGGUCAAGGACCGGGGCCACCGUGCCUAUGACAGCUUCAAGAUGCAGGACCGACGGGCAGGACAAGUAGAGACAGAGAUCUAGUCUAGACAUCAUUGCCGUGGAGGGAAUGCUGUGCGUGAUUGUCGCUUUUGCGCACGAGGCGAACGCUCAAUAAUUAAUUGAUGAAGACGAUCUCAUGCAAAAGUUCCUCCUGCCAUGACGUGCGGCCGUUUGCUGAACGUACGUCAGCUGAUGGUGGCUGAGGUUGGUGAAAUCGCGAAAAGGCGGCUUGGCACCGUCGCAUGAGCUUGUGCAGUUUCCGUGGCUCCUUGUCCGGCCUUAAAGCCACGGAAAAGACGAGACCGAUGGCGAGUCACAGACGUAAGCAUUUUGCCCCUUCUAAAAUUUCGCUCACCCAACUCCAUACGCUGCCUAAAAUCCUCGGGAAAAGCUUGCAACAGUAAGCACCGAAUGUCCCGGAGAUUGGGCUUAAUUUCGAUUCGACUAGAAACAUGUCCGCGGGACCUCCAACUUUG